AAGAUUCAAUAAGUUUUGAGCUCAAGUGGCAAAUGGUUAUUUCCAGCUCCGUAAGGAUGUUGUACCCAAAACUGCUGAGAAUUUUCGCGUUUUGUGCACCGGUAAGAAGGGAUUUGGCUAUAAGGGAUGCACAUUCCAUCGCGUAAUACCGAAUUUCAUGUGUCAAGGUGGUGAUUUCACGAACCAUGAUGGCACUGGUGGAAAGUCCAUUUAUGGCAAUACAUUCAAGGAUGAAAACUUCAAAUUGAAGCACACCAUACCCGGUGUUUUGUCUAUGGCCAAUGCCGGACCGAACACCAAUGGCUCACAGUUCUUUAUUUGCACUGUAAAGACACCUUGGCUGGACGGGCAACAUGUAGUUUUUGGGCAGGUCAUUCAAGGGAUGGAGGUCGUAAAGGCUAUGGAGGCUUUGGGCUGUGCAAGCGGUGGGCCGAUGAAGAAAAUUGUCAUUGCUGAUUGUGGUGAAUUAAAAUAGAUUUGAAAAUCAAUAAUGUGAUAUACGAAGUUAUACUGUGACUGUAAUAGGUGUGAAUUGAAAACACACAUACGUAGGUAUGCAUGUUUGGGUGUGCACUAGCAGAGUAAUUAUAUUUUAAUAAGUGUGUUUUAGCGUUGAAUUAAAAUUUUAUGGUAUUAUUAAUCGGUUUCGAAAGUAAGUAAACUUGUAUGUCUAAUUAAAUAGUGUUGAAUCAAAGAAGUAAAUGUAUAUUGUAUACAAACAUACAUAUGUGAAAUAAUUGAUUCCAAGUUUAAAAAGUUUGAAACAAAUUAAAUUGGGCUGUGUUUCUUCUCAAAGAAAAUAGUGUAAACCAGAUUUUUUUUUCGAAAUACAUACAUUUGGACAAUAAAACUUUAUGUCAUCAGGCAGAUAA
Bactrocera latifrons is the source of this 872-nucleotide messenger RNA. Its product is annotated as peptidyl-prolyl cis-trans isomerase 1-like. Lineage: Eukaryota; Metazoa; Arthropoda; Insecta; Diptera; Tephritidae. The transcript has a single exon. Gene Ontology annotation, biological process: protein peptidyl-prolyl isomerization. The record is from RefSeq and is a predicted model, not a curated record. Bases 158 to 475 code for a protein of 105 amino acids. Gene Ontology annotation, molecular function: peptidyl-prolyl cis-trans isomerase activity.